Coccinella septempunctata (seven-spotted ladybird) is the source of this 5779-nucleotide messenger RNA. It is a transcript of the gene gig, whose product is annotated as tuberin. The record is from RefSeq and is a predicted model, not a curated record. Gene Ontology annotation, biological process: positive regulation of GTPase activity; regulation of cell cycle; regulation of small GTPase mediated signal transduction. The transcript is spliced from 23 exons. Gene Ontology annotation, molecular function: GTPase activator activity. Gene Ontology annotation, cellular component: cytoplasm; nucleus; TSC1-TSC2 complex. Bases 107 to 5617 code for a protein of 1836 amino acids. NCBI's taxonomy places the organism in Eukaryota, Metazoa, Arthropoda, Insecta, Coleoptera, Coccinellidae.
UCAAAUCAAAAGUCAAAACAAAUAUUUUAGGUUAGGCGGUUUUGAUUUUUUCUAGGUUUUUGAGGUUUUUAAAUUUUAAUUAAAUAUUGAUAUACAAAAAAACACGAUGUCGUCUAGAGACAAAGAUAAUAAAAGUUUCCACGAUAAAUUCAAGCAGUUUUUUCGUCGAAAUCAAGGCACUAGGAGCAGAGGUUCUUUUGAGCUCAGUGAUGAUAUACUGAGAGAUAUUGGAAAAGAGACUCCUGUGCCACAGAGAAUCAAGCGGUUGAAAGAUAUAACUGAACGAGUUUCCUGCAGCAACCUCGAUACUGAUACCAUUUCCAAGUUGUGGAAAAGCAUAGAGGAUAUAUUUUCUAUUGAUAACCUGGAACUGAGGAAUACAGGUUUCAUUUUCCUGAUCAAUUUAAUAAAACGCCAAAAUGAAGAACUCAAAAUUACAAGAGCCGAAUUUUUUCGGUUCAUCAGGACCCACAAUAAUCCCCAAGAUGUUGGGCAGAGGUUACAGCUUUUGGUUGCCCUAACAAGUAAUGGCAAGAACGUGCAGCAUUUUGAAGAAGAGAUUGGUCCAUUUCUUCUUGGAUGGUAUUCAGAUAUCCAACAUGUAAAUAAUGUGGUUGAAUAUUUAGAAUUGAUUUUGAAUAUAAUAAAAUUCAAUGCAGUGUGCUUAAAUAGCUUCAUACUUUCUGGUCUUGUUGAUCUUAUUUGUAUACUAUGCUGUGGCACCUAUGAACCAAGGACGAUCAGUUGUUGUCUUCAAAUAUUAGAAACUGUAAUAGCUUACAGCAAUAUGCCAUCAGAUGCAUUGCCAAGAUUGAUCGGAGCCCUAUGUCGAACAGUUAAUAACGAAGACUUCUGCCAAGAGGCUUGGAAGGUUGGAAAAAAUCUGUUAGGCACACACAUGGGUCAUGCUUCAAUGUACACUUUGUGUUUGAUUUUGGAGGAACAAGGCCUGAAGAGUCAGAUCCAUUUAUUGAGAGGAGCUGUGUUUUUCAUUCAUAUGUCUUUAUGGAGCUCCAAACCUGUAGCUAAUUUAUGUGUGCCUCCAAGUGCUGUUUUGCCGUCGUUACUCGAGGCAGUCAGAACCAACCAUCCUCUAAUAUGCUACGAAGUGAUUUUAGGAAUGUAUGAUCUUGUACAGAAAUUGGGGUUAGAAUUAUCAAAACCAGCUUGGAGCACCGUUCUAGAUAUUAUUCAGCAUGUUCAGAACAGCUUAGUUAUAUUUUCAGAAAGCAAUAUCGGCCAACAACCCAGCAACUUGAUAGUGACACCAAUGCACGAAACCCUCGAUAUGAUAGAGAAUUUAAUCGAUACAGGUUGCUUCAGUGGCUCGCUGAGACAGUACUUUGACAUAAUCAAAAACUGCGCUAAUAGUCGGCCAGAAAGCAGUGUAUUGAGGUUGAUUGAAUACAUGUCUAGAGACAUUAUUUCCACGGAACAAUGCUGGCUUACCAACUUGAACCAUUUACUGAAUAAAUUCUUCAAAAGUGAUGAAAUCAGAACUGACAUCAGAUUGGCGGCUUUGAAUGUGCUUUCGGGGGUUGCACAUUUGAAUAGAAAAAGUUAUGAAGAAGAAUUAAUUGAUAACAUCGUUAUUCCCCACUGUACUAAUAUAGUUAAUGACACGAAUAUCACAGUACGAUCAGCAGUGGCUAAAUGCUUGCUUAGUUUAUGCGUUUCCUGUGAGACUAAAAGGUGUGUGGAAAUGUUGGACAUUUUGGAGAAACUAAUGUUCCGACCAUUUGAAGUUUACACAGAUCAUAGUCCAUCAGAACAAGAACUUGAGGACGUCUUGAUUUUAGUAGAGGGUUUGAUAGAUGUAUUCGUUUACAAAUUGGAGCGUUUACCAUCAAACCACGCAGUAAGAAUAUACAAAAUAAUGGUUCUUUUCUUGGAAACCCACUAUAAAAAGCCUUCAGUCUUUGCUAAUUGUUACAGAGUUAGAUACCUGAUUUUCGAAUGCUUCUUGAAAAUGAGGGCGGAUGACCAAUACCGUUUGGGCUACUCGAGGGAUGAGAAGAACAUUAACUAUAGCCCUUAUUUAUGUGUCACAAGUCAUUCAGUGGAUAAGGCUGUUGUCGGCUCCCCUUUGCCCCAAUCACCCGCUUUGGGACAGCAUGGUGUCCAGUGCAAUAUUACACAUGUUUCCAUUAAACGUGCUUUCAGAGUGUUUAUAAGCUGUCUAGAACGCGAAAGAGACUGGAAUGUUUUACGAUUAGUGCUUCAGGAGCUGCCUAAGGUGCUGAAAAAUAAAACUCUCAUUCUAUCGAAGCAUGGUAAUAUCCAACUGGAUCUUUUGGUAGAUGUUUUGAGUCCACCGAUUCUGGACAAGCACUUUACGUUACCGGAGCACUUCAAUAAAACAGUGAACCGCCACGAGUACCUCCACUUAUUCUUCAUGGUUUUAGUGACCCUACCCUCUUAUCAUGCUUGUUUGGACCAGAAACAUCAACAGUUCCUAGUGCGGUGUCUCUCCCGGUGUAUAGGAAAUUCCUUACGUACCAGCCCUAAGCAACUUAUAGAGGCUCUGACGAUAUGCUGCUUGGAAAUGAGGGAUGUUAUGAUCAAGAUGUUACCAGAGAUACUCCUCACUGUAUCGAAAAUCUCUCCAACUGUCGUCAUAGCUAUACCAGUUCUGGAAUUCCUAUCCACUCUCACACAGCUGCCAAUGGUUUACGCUAGUUUUGUGGACAAGCAGUAUUUGUCCAUCUUCGCAAUAACGUCACCAUUUACGAAUCCCUUCAAGUAUAAUCACUAUACCGUGUCUUUGGCCCAUUAUGUGAUAGGUGUAUGGUUCCUGAAAUGUAGAUUGCCCAUUCGAAUCAACUCCGUAGCCUUUAUCACUAGUGCCCUUCAAACCAAUGUCCUGACUCCAUUUGAAGAGACCAAUUUCUUCAGUAAAGUGGACCUGAGUAAACUGAACAUAGACAGUUCGGACAGGAAGAGGAGUUCGAGUCUAACAGAGCAGGGUCCACGAAGAAGGGCUGCUACGGUGUCCGGAGGCAGCGCUGCUGUAUCGGGGUCAUCCGGAUCCCAAGAAAAUAAGGGGCAGUUGCUAAUGCACAAGGGUUCGAUUCCACUGACCAUCUCGUUGAAUGCGGCGAAUGCGUCAGUGUUGACGUUUUAUGAAGAACUCACCGAAACUUGCAUUGACCUAAUGGCCAGAUAUGCGUUUUCUCCAUCUAGCGCUCUGCCCCGGCGUACUCCCACUGCUGAAUUUCUCCUGAACGGCGGCCAAAGUAUGACCUGGCUUCUGGGGAACAAACUAGUCACGAUAACCACCAGCGGCUGUUCCCAGAAGGUACUGAAACACGGACUGUGCGACAAGUGCUGGCACGUCUGUUCGAGCGAACGGCAAGGCCAGAAAUCGGCGAGGAGCAGCAUAGAGAAUGCCGAGGCGGCCCUGUUGACUCGACAGAACUCCAGCGAUAAAAUCAACCCCGAAACUGUUGCCCCGCCGGAGGAAAAAACGGACGAGGAAAAGAAAGAUGAGGUCCAGAAGAAGUUAAGAGGUAUGGUUAGCGCCGAUCCGGAUAAGUACGAGAAGCCUCUGUGCUCCUGCUGGUGCCAAGCGUGGGCGGAAAUAUACGUUCGAAGACCUACAGGUGACAUGUCUUGGGUGAUGAGGAUACAAAAUACCAUAUCGUCCAAAUCCUCAAUCAACGAAUUUCCUCUGAAAGAGUUGACGCACCUGUUUAUGCCAUCUGUGACUACUGGGAAUGCAAACGAUAUUAGUCCCGCUACAUCUCGCGUUAACUCUUCGGCAGAUGCUGUAUUAGAUAUAGUUCUCCAAGAGAGGGAUAGAGACAUAGAUUCUUCAAACUUACUUAUUCGCAUUCCUGGUUCCAGUUCAAGGGACUCCCCAUCUCGGCAAAGUUCACGAGAUAGCGGAGACGAAGACAUGGAACACAUCUACGACGACGGAACCAAGACCAGAAACCCCGUCCGUAGGUCGAACUCCAGCCCGGAGAUGUCGAACUGGAAAAAUCCGUUCUUGCAUUCCAAGCACGACGACGAAAAAAAUACGGAAGAGGACGGUAGUAAGAAGGGAAAAUUAUAUUCGAAGGAUAUGAGAGUCAGUUGCGAGGCUAUACCAGAGGAAAUGGCUGGUACGACACCGCCAUCCAACGAAGCUCUCCCGUUGACCGACCUGUCUCUGCCUGGAAAGAAAGCGAAUAAUCCCUCGCAACACCCCUCCCUCCUCAGUUGCCACAGUUAUCCAGGUUCCUCGCCUCCGGGCGAGAGCAACAUCGCACCAAAAGCCUACCAAUCGGUGCCGCCAACCCCGAACGUAACAGCCACCGCAAACCAUCCGAUGUUACAGAGAGCAAGUCUGUCGAAAAACUCUUCCAGCGAUCUCUCGGUGGACUCGAACAAGUCGGCCAAGGAUUCGGACAAGUCGGGGCUGCCUGCCCACUCGAAACUUCAAUCGGUGGCGGCCAAACCGCCACAGAGUCCCACGCAGACUUCGGCUAAGGGUUGGAUUCUGAAGGACAAGGAAGGGAACGAAAUACAAAAGAGCGCGUCAGCUUCCGUCCUCGACAGGAAUACCACGAGUAACAGGGACACGAGCAGAGAUCGAAAAAGCACGGGGAACAUCGAUAAGCUCAGCGAUUUCGAUCCACAGAAGAGAGAUCGCACGCACACUGUGGCAGGGACUAGUCACGGCGUUAGGAAGCCGAGAAGCGAACAGCUUCAACAGCUGACCAGGCCUAGAGAAGCGCCGAAGAGCGGCAUCAAUCCAAGCUUCAUCUUCCUGCAGAUCUAUCAGAAAGUCGACUUCGCGGAUUCGAAAGAGAGGCCUAUCCUGAUUGGGACUGAUGAACCGAUCCGGAGAGCGAUUUCUAAUUUGGAUCGUAUUCCUCCGUACGAGACUCAUAAGAUUGGGGUUAUCUACAUUCGUGAAGGACAGGCGAACAAAGAAAGCGAAAUAUUGAAAAAUUCGUUCGGUUCAAUAAGGUACGGGGAAUUUCUCCGCAGACUGGGCACAUUGUUCAAACUUCAGGACGUGGAUCCCCAGCUACACUUCCUAGGUGGAUUGUCCCAAAACGGGGAGGAUGGCAAGUUCAGUUACAUGUGGCAAGACGAUUUGGUAAAGAUGAUUUUCCAUGUGGCUACUCUGAUGCCUAACAAAGAUUCGGAUCCGAAUUGUCAUUGCAAGAAGUUACACAUCGGUAACGACAAUGUGACUAUUGUUUACAACGAGAGUGGCGAGGAUUACAACAUGAAUACAAUCAGGAGUCAAUUCAAUUUCGCAUCUGUGAUUAUUCAACCAAUGGAUCAAAAUUUGAACAGGGUGACUGUUAAAUGCAAAGAAGUAUUGAUCAAUCUUAUGGGAGCUGGUUGCCAAGAAACCAAGAUAGUUUCCGAUCAAAGUGUUGCUAUACUAGCCAGGCAGUUGGCACUUCAUUGCAAUUUGGCGUCUUUGGUUCAUGCAUCGCUGCUUCUCUCAAAUUCCCAGAGUCCUUACGCUUCCAACUGGCUCGAAAGACUCAGACAGAUCAAAAAGAUCAGAUCGAGGGUGAUCGAUACAAUAGAUAGCCCUCCUCAUGCUGAAAAUAUGAUCAAUAGCUCCAAAUCGAGGCAGAAGCAGAUGGAAGAUUUCACCGAAUAUACAUAGGGUGACAAUCAAGUUGUUAAUCUUAAAAUUAUUGUGUUUAUCAUAAGGAAGAACUUACCGAGAUCAGAUAAGUGUAAUGGAAGUUUUUACUUCGUGCAGAAGGUAAUGUAACCACCUGUUUUAUUAAAAGCAGAUUUUAAUUAUAUAUUUCAAUUAAAUUUA